Molecule: messenger RNA, 837 nt
Organism: Beauveria bassiana ARSEF 2860
Lineage: Eukaryota; Fungi; Ascomycota; Sordariomycetes; Hypocreales; Cordycipitaceae
Product: S-adenosylmethionine-dependent methyltransferase
Exons: 2
Coding region: 1-837 (278 amino acids)
Biological process (GO): peptidyl-lysine monomethylation; peptidyl-lysine dimethylation
Cellular component (GO): cytoplasm
Molecular function (GO): protein-lysine N-methyltransferase activity
Source: RefSeq, a predicted model, not a curated record
AUGGCGGAGAAGCCAAAACACCUCGACCCUUCCGAGCUCGGCACUCGUGAAUACUGGGAUAAGCUCUACACGACAGAAAUCGCCAACAAUGCUGCCGACCCCGACGACAUCGGCACCGUGUGGUUUGACGACUCGGGCGCCGAGGAAAAGAUGCUCGCCUUUCUCGACCGCCUCGCCGGCGUCUCCCCCGACCACUCCGACUCCGGCACAUCAGACACUGAUAAUACACCCGACUUCCCCUUGCUCCCCGCCGCGCCCGCUGCCGCUCUCUCCCGAGAAACCACCUCCAUCCUCGAUCUCGGCUGCGGCAACGGCUCCAUCCUCUUCUCCCUCCGCUCACGCGGCUGGUCCGGGCCUCUGUACGGCGUCGACUAUAGCGCGCACUCGAUUUCCCUCGCCUCCCAAAUCGCCGCUUCCCGAGCUCUUCCCGACGUUGCACCCAUCGUUUUCACCGAAUGGGACCUCCUCUCCGGCCCUCCUCUGCCCACCAUUCUUCCCGUCCAGACCGUCGACCUCGUCCUAGACAAGGGCACCUUUGACGCCAUUUCGCUCAGCGACGCGACCGAGCCCAGCAGCGGCCGCCGUGUGUGCGAGGGGUAUAAAGAGCGCGUCUUACCGCUACUGCCCGUUGGUGGCCUGUUCCUGAUAACGAGCUGCAACUGGACGGAAGAGGAGCUGCGAGGGUGGUUUGUGGCUGGUGAGAGCGUCGAGGACGCGACGUUCGAGGAGGCGGGGCGGGUGAAGUAUCGCACGUUCAGCUUUGGAGGUAUUUCGGGCCAGACCAUUAGUACAUUGUGCUUCCGCAAAAUCCUGACUAAACCAUCUUCUUCUACAUAG